This is a messenger RNA of Pimephales promelas (fathead minnow), 16998 nucleotides long. The record is from RefSeq and is a predicted model, not a curated record. Lineage: Eukaryota; Metazoa; Chordata; Actinopteri; Cypriniformes; Leuciscidae.
UCACUCCGCGGGGUCAGUUUAUAUUAUUUUUAUUUUACACUGGCGUUUGUAAACAGGCUAAUAUAUUAUUUAAAAAUACAUUCUAACGCUAUUAUGGAUGAUAAUUAUGUGCACUUCUAAAUGAGAAGAUGUCGUUCCUUUGAGUGCCGUGCCUAAUGUUGUGGCACUAUUUAGCAUGGUGUCGCUCACAGUGCGUGAUUCGUUACACUCAAAUAUGGCUACCAUGGAGUGCAAGCUACAACUUUAAUAUUUGUACUAAUGCAGAAAUGUAACGUUUUACUUCAUUCCUCGAUCUACAGCCGCGUGUAAUUGUCGUCUUGUACGUCUACAAAUUGUAAAUACCCAGGCAAGGAUACCAUCUCGAUGGGUUUAGCGUUAAUAAAGUAUAGCUCGAAAUUUGCAGCUUGCUCCGCGAGCUGAUCGAAAUCGUCAGGAUUGAAAGCGAAAUCUGCUUUCGGUUUUCCCUCAAUUGGGGAUAUUUUUGGGCUGUAUUUCUCCGAAUGUGUCCAGAGAUCGGCUCCUGUCAUCGCCUCGCAGGAGCUCAGAUAGCGGUCGGUAUGGCUUGUUUUCGGAUGAGGGAUGUAACCCGCGAGGAUUUGGCGAUGUGGGAUGAAGCGGAAUAAAGAAAAGUGAUCCGUUCAAACCGAAGGAAAUCGGAUGCGUUCUGCCUAUGGAUUAAACAUUAGAGUUUUUCUGUGGAUUUUACUGGAAUACGUGUUCAAUAUCGCCGAAGAUAUCGCUUUGUCACGCUGGCUUAUUUUCCAGAGGAAUAGUGGUGUAUUCCUCCCCAACCCCCCCAGCGCCAUCCACAAACACUAAACAAAAGUACUAUAUGUCACGUAUAUGACGGUUCUUGUCAUGAAGGAAAUAAAUAAAAAUUGCUAGGGUCGAAAAGAAUGUCAUCAGAGGAGAAAAGUCUGGACCCCUCUGACAAAGGACCCUCGCCACCUCCUAGCAGCUCUGGGGCCACUCCCACUGGAAGUCCGGCCCCCACGGAUAAGCGGCCCCGGGGCCGCCCUCGUAAGGACGCAUUAUCCACGGCAACAACACUUCCAUCUGUGCCCAGACAGAGAAAGAAGAAUCGGGGGCGAGGAAAAGCUCUGGUGGAGGAUGAAGACAGCACAGAUGGAAUGGAGACCGCAGAAACAGGAAGCACACAGGAGACAGUCACUAAAGGGCAGCAGGAGGAGACGGAGGACGCCUCUGCCGUGGCAGUUUCAGCAGAGGGGGAGGAAGAGGAGCAGCCGUCAUCCCCUCUUCCUGCGAGCUCUGAGACGGGGGCGGCACAAACAUCAUCAGCCUCUGGAGAAGCUAAAAGCAGCGAACAGCUCUGUGCCUUCUGUUACUGUGGUGGUCGAAGCCUGUUGGGCCAGGGGGAUCUGAAGCCAUUCAGGGUCACGCCCGGAUACGACCCUCCACUCCGACAAUCCUCCACAGAAGAGGGCCAUGACCAUGACGACAAGAGUGGGGCUGCCAGCCAAUCAGGGAGACACAGGGGCCCAGAGAGUGUCGAGGCAGAGGAAGCAGGAGGAAGAUUCUGGGAUGAGCUCCGCCACGUCGGCCUGCCAGACGGCAUUGACGUCCGAACACUCUUUGAGGAGUCAGGUCAGUGCUGGGCCCAUCAAAGCUGCGCGUUGUGGUCAAAUUUUGUGUGUCAAGCGGAGGAUCAAUCACUGCUAAACGUGGACAAAGCCAUCCACUCAGGGAGCACAGAGCAUUGUGCAUAUUGUAAGCGCCUUGGAGCAUCCAUCAAGUGCUGUGAGGAGGGGUGUGAUCGCUCGUACCAUUACCCCUGCGCGGGGGCUGCCGGCACCUUUCAGGACUUCAGGAGGCGCUCUGUCCUGUGCACAGAGCACAUAGAGUUGGCCGUCAGCAAAUAUGAAGAGGAGUCGAACUGUAUAUUGUGCGACAGCCCCGGGGAUCUCCUGGACCAGUUUUUUUGCACCAGCUGUGGGUUGCACUACCACGGCAUGUGUCUGGACAUCAGCGUCACUCCUCUGAAGAGGGCAGGCUGGCAGUGCCCCGAGUGUAAAGUCUGUCAGACAUGCAAGGAGCCUGGAGAGGACACUAAAAUGUUAGUGUGCGAUAUGUGCGACAAAGGCUAUCACACUUUCUGCAUGCAGCCGGCUAUGGACUCUAUCCCCACCAACGGCUGGAGGUGUAAGAACUGCCGGAUGUGUGUUGAGUGUGGCACCCGGAGCAGUGAACAAUGGCACCACAACAACCUACUCUGCCAAAACUGUGGUGAUCAACAGGACACUACCCUCCCCUGCUCAUGUCCCAGCGACGUAGAUCCCGAAGCCCACAAAGACCUGCUUUCUUGCCAUCAGUGCAAAAGGUGGUUCCACCCAGAGUGUGAAGGUCACGCAAAUGCCCAGCCCAAAGAAGAUCACAUAUGUUCCAGCUGUAGAAACGCCGGCUUUGAAUCAGAUCCUGUGCGCACGGAUGCAGAAGGAAACCAGGCGGAGACUCAAUCACAUGUGGACGUUGAGGAAGACGCACAGCUAGUUCCAUCAAACAACGAUCCUGAGCCUGCCAAAGUUCAAGACGUAGAACCUCAUCAGCCUGUCAGCGAGGUGCCGAGUGAAGAGAAGCAAAUGGACGAAAAACAAAUUACGGAAAUUGGUGCAGACGCUAGUGGCGAUUUACUCAAGCCAGAGUCCAGCGAGACCUCACACCACAGCACAGAAAAAGAAAGUACUUCAGUUCCAUCUCCUCAAAAGACAACAGAUCCUGAAGAUUCAGAGCCGCACGAGCAGAAACUGGAUUCGGCUCCAGAGACGAAGCAGCUCGUGACGUCAUUUGAAACAGAGGAGCUUCCAGAGACUUCAGCUACGCUCACGGAAAACAUUUCCAAAAGUGAGGAUGACAGCAAACCCUGCCUGGAGGAGCAGAAAUCCAACCCAUCACCCACCAAAGAGCCAACUCCAGCCUGUACUUCCCAUGAGGAAGAACCCAUGGAGGUUUCCUUCACAGAGGAACCUUCCUCAAAGGCGCAUGGAGUUACUGUAGAGCCUGAGGUCAGUGCUGACAAGACUACGCCAGUAGUUCAGAGCCAGGAGGAUUUGGAUGUUAUGUCGCGGCAGCACGACGUCAUUCCUGAGAGGCGCACGGAGCAAUUGGACAUCUCUAUGGAUGUUGAUCAGCGAUGCUUGGCCAAGCUGAGCUCACUGGUGGAGGAGAGGACGUCUUUACAGCAAACUCCAUGCAGGCAGCCUGAGGGGUUGCCCUCGUUAGGGCAGGGGUCGUCCCAGCUCCAUGCCCUGGUCCAGGCUGUCUCAGGAGAAGCCAUUAGCAAUGUGCCUUCAUCCACCUUCAUACCAUUCACUCCAAAAAUCGGCAUGGGCAAGCCGGCCAUCUCGAAGAGAAAGUUCUCACCUGGAAGGCCCAGAGUCAAGCAGGGAGCAUGGAGCGCCUCCCGCAGACCGAGCUCCCCCUCAUGGUCCCUUGACCCGACUGAGGGCUGGGACGGGCCAAAGAGCAGGCAGCCCCACAGCAUGGCCGCCUGGAUAAUCCGUGUGGGCAGAGGAUCUGGCUUCCCCGGCAGGAGGCGGCCCAGGGGUUCGGGUGUCACAGGACGGGGAGGACGUGGCCGUGCCAGAAUGAAAAAUGGAGUCCCUCCAAUCCCAAUACCAGGAGUCAACAUCAUGGAACCAAUGUGCGUAUUCAAGGAAGAGGAGGAAAGCGCCAUGCACAGUACAGUGGUGAUUUUCUCUAGUACAGACACGUUCACUCUGAAACAGGAUAUGUGCGUGGUGUGUGGAAGUUUUGGACAGGGUGUGGAGGGUCGACUCCUGGCGUGUGCUCAGUGUGGACAGUGUUACCAUCCUUUCUGUGUUAACAUAAAGAUCACUAAGGUGGUGUUGAGUAAAGGCUGGCGGUGUUUGGAGUGUACCGUGUGCGAGGCGUGUGGUCAGGCCAGCGACCCGGGACGUCUGCUGCUCUGUGACGAUUGUGACAUCAGCUACCACACCUACUGCUUAGACCCGCCCCUGCAGAAUGUGCCCAAUGGGAGCUGGAAAUGCAAAUGGUGUGUGUCCUGUACGCAGUGCGGCGCCACGUCUGCGGGUCUGAGGUGUGAGUGGCAGAAUAAUUACACUCAGUGUGCCCCUUGCGCCAGCCUGGCAUCAUGCCCACUGUGCCAGCAGGACUACAAUGAGGAGGAGAUCAUCCUGCAGUGCCGCCAGUGUGACAGGUGGAUGCACGCCUCGUGUCAGGGGAUCUGUUCGGAGGAGGAGGUGGAGAAGAUCGCAGAGACCAGCUUUGACUGCAGUCUGUGCCAAGGCCAGACCCCUCUCUCUCCUGCGCCUGGAACGCCGGCCAAGUCCAGUUUGGAUUUUGUCGAGUCGGUUCUCCUACCACAGAGAUUCACAAAAACAAGAGAUCCUGACCUGUCGAGGACGUACACCCAGGAUGGUGUUUGUCUCACGGAGUCGGGUCUGUCCCAGCUACAAAGUCUCGCCAAUGCGGCCUCUCGCCGGAGACGCUCCAAACCCAAACUCAAACUGAAGAUCAUAAACCAGAACAGCGUGGCCGUGCUGCAGACUCCUCCAGACCCACACACUGAACUAUCCAGAGAUGGAGACAUUGACGACAUCAAAACAGAAGUGGAGAUGGUGGAUGGUGAGGGGAAGUCAGAUUCAAGUCCUGAAAGAGAGGCCACCGCAGAAGAUGACUCUAAAGACACGGAUGCCUGCAAGAAGAGAAAGAGGAAGCCCUACCGCCCAGGUAUUGGAGGUUUCAUGGUCAGACAGAGGAACCGGAUGGGUCCGGGUAGAACCAAACCUGCCUUGGUCAGGAAGGACUCCACUGGUUCUGAGACCCUGCAAGGCAAAGACGAGGUCUGGGGUGACCAAGCUCCUGACACUCCGAUUGAUGAAAAACCUCCUUUGUCAGAUUUUCACGACAAUCCUGAGGUUAAAAUACGGAAACGCUAUAGGAAAAAGAAGACCAAACUGGAGGAGGCUUUUCCCACUUACCUACAGGAGGCCUUUUUUGGGAAAGACCUGCUGGACAAGAGCAAACAGAGCAGGCAGGAAACCACACGGCUGCUAGAAGAUGACCGAGACAGGAAACAGCUCACGGCCAAUCAGAUGAAGCCAUUGUCAAACGCAUCACUCAGUGCGUCAUCGGCACCGCUGCCCAGUAAAGCAGUAGCAGCACAAAACUCUGUGGAGCCUCUAGUGGACCUCUCCGAAGAGCUGAAAUCAGACACAGAGCUGCUGGGAAUGUUUUCUGAUAACAAUGGAAAGCAAACAGAGGAGCCCGGUCUUGAUUUUUGCCCUUUCCAAAUUGAGUACUCUCCUUCCCCAUUUGGUCUGGACGUUGCUCCUUUAACAGAAGAUGCAGCUGCCUCAUCUCAAACUCACCUAGGCCGAACUUACUCACGUCAGGUGCCCGAGGAGCCACUGGAUGGCAUCUUAAGCCCUGAACUGGACAAGAUGGUCACUGAUGAAUCAAUACUCAGCAGACUCUACAAAAUACCAGAGCUUGGUGGGAAGGAUGUGGAGGAUCUCUUCUCAGCUGUCCUGAGUCCCAGCACCAGCCAACCUCCUCAGAUGCAUCAACAGAUCCAGGGAGCUCAAACCCUGCAUGGUCCCCCAGGCCAUGGUUUACAUCCCUCCCAACCAAACUCAGGAAUGUCUUCACGAAUACCAGUGAUGAAUGGUUUGAUGGAACCCAAACAGGAGUUUUCACAGUCCUCGAUUGGUCCUGGCUCAGGGCCCGAUAUGGCUCGAAAUAUCCCCUCAAUGCAGCGCAUGCCUUUUUCAGACAAUCUUAGGGACAGGAAGUUCAAUCUGAUAGCGCAGGAGACUGCUGGUCCGUGGUCCGCUACAGGGUCAUCUUCUGCAUCUGCUCCAGCCGCUGCCUCGGAGGUGGAGGGAGACUCCAUGUCCACUGCACAGAAAAGCACUCUGAAGUGGGAGAAAGAGGAAAUGCUCGGAGAACUUGCCACUGUUGCACCCGUCCUGUACACUAAUGUCAACUUCCCAAACCUCAAGGAGGAAUAUCCAGAUUGGUCAACACGAGUAAAACAAAUCGCAAAACUGUGGAGAAAAGCAAGUUCACAGGACCGGGCUCCAUAUGUGCAAAAGGCCAGAGAUAACAGGGCAGCCCUACGCAUUAACAAGGUCCAAAUGUCCAACGAGACCAUUAAGCGGCAGCCGACCCUGCCCCAGCAGCCUCUAGAAGAGUUUGAUCCUGCUAUUCCUCCCCUGGACCCAGAGUUACUGUUCAAAGAUCCACUAAAGCACAAGGAAUCAGAACAUGAACAAGAAUGGAAGUUCAGACAGUUGCAGCAAAUGAGACAGAAAAGUAAGCAGCAAGCUAAGAUUGAAGCUACACAGAAACUGGAGCAGGUGAAGAAUGAACAACUUCAACAGCAGCAGCAACAACUCCCAUCAAUCAGCCAAUCUGAGGAAGACUCUUGCAGCGGCCUGAAGAGUCCUGUCUCUGUCCAUUCUAACAAUGAGAACAUGUCUCCCAAGCAGCUCAGCUCAAAGAAUGGGGUUUCAAAGUCACAGCUGCCUGGCACGCCUACAUCAUGUUCCCCUGAUGAUGUAUUUUUGCGCCCUCAUCCUCCACCCCCAUCUUCGGGAUCUCAGCCUCAAUCCCCUCAGAUGUUCUCCCCAAGCUCAUCAGGCUCUAGACCAUCCUCACCCUGGGAUCCCUACACCAAAAUGGUAGGCACACCCAGACCACCACCAACUGGCCAGGGAACUCCACGCCGUAACUCGGAAUCAGGGAAAUCUCCCAGGGGUCUUUCGGAGCCAAUUGGCUCCCCAACAGCCAUAUGUAAUGAUCCCUAUGCCAAGCCCCCAGACACUCCGAGGCCGGCAGGAGCUACAGAUCCUUUUCUCAAGCCUAUGUGCCCUCCUAGAGCAAAUCAAACUUUGGAAGGAAGACAUCUUGUUGGCUCCCCUGGCCAUGAUCCUUUCUCUAGGGUGUCUGUGAGAAAGGAAGCCUACCAGAGGAUGCCUCAAGGCAGGAUGAUACUCUCAGACCCUUAUGCUCGUCCUUUACUCACUCCUAUCCCAGGCAGCAAUGAAUCGGGGUCCGUCCAGGUCUUUAAAACCCCAAUGCCACCUCCUCAGGCUCAGGAACAGUAUGCAGGUAUGCAUGCACGGAGAGCAAGUGGGGAUCCUUUUGAAAGAUCAAUGAUGCCCCCUCGUUCCUCUGAGGGAUUCUCUCAGAAUCAACAUAAUGAUCCUUAUGCACAGCCUCCGCUCACUCCACGUCCGGCAGUAAGUGACGGCUAUGCAAAUCAGAGGGUUUUACGGCAGCCCCAAACCCUCCCAUUUCCUCAGUCUGGAGCAAUUGCACGCCAGCCUUCCUGUAACCCAUAUGCUCGAGCACCAUCUACUCCUCGACCAGACUAUUCUCAGUGCGAUCCCUAUGGACAACAACCUGCUACACCACGACCUUCGAGUGACCCUUUUGCCCAAUCUCCGUUUUCUAACCCCUACGCCAGAAUGCCAGGCACACCUAGACCACAUGACCCUGAACCUUACACUCAGCAGCCUGCAUCUCGCCAUCCAGUCAUGAUGAAUCAACCCUCUCAGCAGCAGACUCUAAACCCCAUAAUGUCCCCUAUGUCAAUGGACCCUUACGCACAACCCCCUGGGACCCCACGCUCAGGAAUGGCAGACCGGUUCCCCAAGUCCCCAAGUCACCAAAGGACUGCUGAUCCUUUUAGUCAAUCUCUUGUACUACCACGUUUGCUAGGGCCCGAUCAGUCAAUGGGAAGGUCCCAACUGUUACCUAAUGAUUCAUGUGCACAUCUAACACAAACACCUCACCCUGGAGGUGUCGGACAGGGAUUGGGUCCUGGGCCCAUGUCCAAUCAAGAUCCAUUCUCCCCUCCUCAAGUGCUGAUGCAAGACACAUUUGCCAGUCCAAAAAAACAUGGUCCUCAGAACCUCAAACAUCUAGGUAUGACAGAUGAUACCAGAUCUCAGCAGCUAUCCAGUCAACCUAAUCAGACUCCCAUCCAUGACCCCUUUGAGCAGGCCGCCAUAAUUCCCCAUUCUCAGUGUGGAGAAAAUAAGGAGCAACAAGGAUUAGUACAGAGUAUCAGUUCCCACACCAUGGGGCAGCCCAGCACCGGAGUUCAAACAGUACCACUUGCUGAAGCUGAGGAAAGACUCAGACAGCGUCAGCGUAUUCGAGAGCUAAUCCUCAAACAGCAACAGCAGAAAAGUGCCAUACGUCAAGACAAAGGUGUACAGGAUCAUCCACUGUCCAUGCCUCCAGGAACUCCUCAGCACUGGAGUCAGGAGUCUACAGGCCAACAGAAUGAAAUUUUUAAUCGCCCACCACCACCAUAUCCUGGUCCAGGAGCUGUAAGAGCCCCUCAGAGAUUUCAUGGGCCAUAUCCAGGGGAUCAGCAGGGGCAUUUCCCUGAAGGCCACUUUCCUAGACCACAAUUUCCUGGGGAUGCCGACUCAAAUAUAAGGCAGCUUGGGCCAAGGAUGCCCCUCUCUUCUAGUGUCCAAGGUCAUAUGGGAGCUCCAAGACCUCAUCAGAUGCAGGACUCAACAAUCGAAGCUCAUCCACAGAUGAGAAGAUCCAUGUCUAUGGACUUGGGGAAAUCAAUAGGUGGCAGCCCUUUAGUAACCUCACAUUUGCCGCCUCGUGGCAUGCACAUGCAACAGCAUAACAUUAUGGGGGCUUUCAUAGAACUGAGACACAGAGCACCAGAUAACAGACUGCGGCUUCCCUUUGGACCACCCGUUAUGCAUGGAAACCGAAUGGAAUCGCCCUCACACCAACGACCCCCAGGUUUCUUGGUGGGCCAAGAAAUGGGAUUCCCCUUCAAUCAGGUUCCAAAGACAAUGAACACAACAAUGAAUCAGUCUCAGGUAGCUGUUACACAGAUGCAGGCAUCUCUGAGCUUGGGGAAUUUACAGCAGGCCAAUAUUCCUCUGAGAGCUGGACAUCCACAAAUCCCCCUGACAAGGUCUAUUAGCCAACCUGCUUCCAAUGAGAGUCUCAGCGCUCCUUUACUCACAAAUAUUGCUACAUCUGCUGGGCAAAAUGAGGAGGUCCCUUUAUCCUCAAAUGAAGUUCCUGAGGAGAAAAUUGAUGCUGAUGAAUCUGCUGUUAAGGACCUUGAAGAUGUUGAGGUGAAGGACCUUGUAGAUGCCGAUUUAGAGAACCUAAAUCUUGACGCAGACGACGGAAAGGACUUGGAUCUUGAAACAAAUGACCUGCAUCUAGAUGACUUCUUAACAUCUGGUAAAUUUGAUAUUAUUGCUUAUGCUGAUGCUGAUUUAGAUCUUAGUGAGGACUUGGAUCUCAAUGAUCCCAUGGAAGACCACCCUGAGACGUCUGAUGUCCAAAAGACCCAAGCUGAGAAAAAGACUGAAAGUUUUGAUGACGCAUCCUCAUCAUCAUGUUCUACAAGUGGCGAAGUGGUGGACAAAACUGCCCAGUCUCAAGGUCACAUCAGUAAAGAGGUUCCUCAGGAUCAGGUGUCGGUUUCUCCGAAAACAGAGGAUGGCAAAAAUGGAAAUAAAGAUUGCUUGUCCCAAAACACUUCUUGUAAGAAUCAGAUAAAUGAAAGUGGUGCUGCCAUUAAUCAAGCGGGCUUUGAAAGUGAUAUUGAUGCCAGUUUACAGGUUUCAAAGACUGGAAUUCACCCUGAUGCUACUCCAGUGCUUUCAAGUAUGCUGGUCAAUGUACAACCAGAAGGUGAAUCACUAAAGCAGGAACACUGUGGUCAGUCAGCGGCACAAAGCAACUCUCCAAAUCAGGAAGCUACAAUGUCACUCAGUAGUUCUAUGCUGGGGCAAGGAAACUUCUCAGUGCAGGGGAUGGAUUCUGGCCUCAGUAUUGGCCAAUCGUUGGCGUCUUCUCAUGGCGAAAGUGAAUUGGAAGUCCCGGGCUCCAUUCAGGAACAGCAACAAAGCCAUAUUUUCGGCAUGGAUCAAAAAGAUGCUGUGCUCUCAGGGGAACAACAAAGUAUUCUUACACAACAGGCAAUGUUGUCACAGCAAGGUCUUCUGAACAGACCACUCCUUCUGGAGGAGCAGCCACUUCUUCUCCAAGAUCUCCUGGAUCAGGAAAGACAGGAGCAACAACAGCAGAAGCAAAUGCAAGCGAUGAUAAGACAACGUUCCAGUGACUCAUUCUUCCCCAACAUAGAUUUUGAUGCAAUCACUGAUCCCAUAAUGAAGGCAAAGAUGGUUGCAUUGAAAGGAAUCAAUAAAAUGAUGGUUCAGAACAACAUGGGAAUGACUAUUAACAAUGUCCAGACAGGGCAGGCGCUACCUGGCCCUGAAGAAGUUGUAUCUCCGAUGCAGUUGACUGGACAGGAUGGCAAACUUGCUCCUCAAAUGGCACUACCCAAUCCCCCAAAUUUUGGAACAGGAUUUGCCCAUGACACACAGAAGGUUCAGUAUGAGGACUGGCUCAGGGAAACCCAGCAGCUGCUUCAGAUGCAGCAGAAAUAUUUGGAGGAGCAGAUUGGGGCCCACAGAAAGUCAAAAAAGGCCCUGUCAGCCAAGCAGAGAACUGCCAAGAAAGCAGGACGGGAGUUUCCUGAAGAAGACGCAGAGCAGCUGAAACAUGUGACCGAGCAGCAGGGGGUUGUGCAGAAACAGCUGGAACAGAUUCGAAAGCAGCAGAAAGAGCAUGCAGAGCUGAUAGAGGAGUACAGAGUUAAACAGCAGCAACAGGGUGGCAUGCAACCCCCAGUGCUCCCUGGAAUGCCACCAAUGCAGCCUCAUGCUGGCAUGAUGCCAGUUGGGCCCCCCAUGAACCAACCUAUGAUGGGUCCCAUGAUGCCCAUUCAGCUUCACCCUGGCCAACCAGAUGCAGCUAAUGUGUCCAACACAGCAGGCUGGCACCCUGGUGCACCUGUUCCUAGUGGAGGACCUCAAAUGCCGGGAGUAAUGCCCGCUCAAGUAGUCCAGACACAGCCUCCACCGCCGACAGUGGCUAGGCCCAGUCAGGGGCAGGCAGGUGGCGAGUCUCCUCACGUGAAUUUCGAUGAUACCAACCCAUUUAGCGAGAGUUUCCAGGAGCGUGAGCGCAAGGAGAGACUACGGGAGCAGCAGGAGAGGCAAAGAGUUCAGCUCAUGAAGGAGGUGGAAAGGCAGCGUGUGAAACACUGCAUGGAGCAACAGCAGGGUCCCAACUGCCAAGAUGGUACCAUGAGGACCCUGUCCCAGAUGCCUUUUUACAACCAGGACCUACCACAGGACUUCAUGCAGCCACCCAGAAUGCAGCAGCAGAUGCAUGGGCAGCCAUUUCCACAGCAACAAGGCAUGCAACCAGGGUUCAUUGGAGGACCUUCCAGGCCAAUGAUGGGUAACGGUCCAUUCCCUCAGGAAAUGGGACCGGGAUUUGUUUCUGAGAACCUAGCACCCCAUGGGCCCAACUUUGUCCAGGCACAAACUAGACCUCAGAGAUACCCUGGGCCAAAUAUGAUGCCUCAAAAUGCAGCUCAAGGGCAUCCGUUUCCAAUGGAUGGACCCACGCCCUUGCCUCCAAACUUUCCAGUUCCCGGUCCAUCACUUAUCCAGCUGUACUCCAACAUCAUCCCGGAGGAGAAGGGUAAGAAGAAAAGGAACCGCAAGAAGAAGAAAGAUGAUGAUUGUGAGUCACUGAGAGCUCCUUCUACACCUCACUCUGACCUGACGGCCCCGUUAACACCCUGCGUGUCAGAUACGUCAUCUACACCGACAAGGAACCCAAUGGUCUUCGGCGACCACGAGUUCUGCGAGAUGUCCCAACCCGGAUCGUCCACACCGGGCUCCAUGAGCAGCCAGCCACACUCUGAGCUGGAGCGCCAGCUCUCUGAAGGCAGCUGUGGUGGAGGGCCAGAGAUGACCAUGAGCCAUCAGGAGAUGCAUGACAGGAUCCUCUCCAACAUCAAAUUGGAGAAGGUGGAGGCGAGUGACUGUCAUGGACAUAAGGGAAUGGAAUUGGAAAUAGGAAUAGGCAUGGUCAAGGUAGAAGGAGAGAGGGAAGGAAUGAUGCUUCAUCAUGCGGUUCAAAGUCCAGCCAACAGCUUGAAAGGAGAAGCUGGGAAUGAACUCCUCAAACACCUCCUAAAGAAUAAGAGGACUCCACCGCACCAGAGGUCUGAAGACAGCCUGAGGUCAGAGGAAGAGGGAUCCACGGACAGCAAAGCAUUUCUGCGACAGUGCUCCAUGGAUAGCUCUGGGACGUUCUCGGAUUCAAACCACCCUGAUUUCCCUGGACCCUUACUUCCUGAGGACAAGAAGAAACAGAGGAACAAGAGGGCACCCAAGAGCGGAGACAGACCCGCCCCCCGCUGUAAAAAGAGGAAGAAAGAGGAGGAUGAGAGUCAAGCAGUGUAUUCCUCGACUGAGACUGUAAUGACCCAAUUAAAACAGCAGCAGCUCUCUCUCUUGCCCCUAAUGGAGCCUCUUGUGGGGGUGAACUUUGCCCAUUUCAUGCCCUAUGGAGGUGGACAGCUGGAUGGAGAGUGCCGUCUCUCGGGCACAUUUGGAAGCGCCUCAUUGGACGGUGUCUCAGACUAUUACUCCCAGCUGAUUUACAAGCAGAAUAACCUGAGCAACCCACCCACACCUCCUGCCUCCCUGCCCCCGACACCACCUCCAGUGGCACGGCAGAAGUUGCUCAAUGGCUUUGCCACAACUGAAGAGCUUGUCAGCAAAGGUGGUGGAAUUGUUGGACAUGAUGUCACCAAAGGGUUGCUUUCUCGACCGCUGCAGUUUAAGGCUGAGGAGGAGCUGCUGGCUCGAGCACUGGCUCAGGGGCCCAAAACUGUGAAUGUGCCGGCCUCUCUUCCCACCCCACCUCAUAACAACCAGGAAGAGCUCAGGGGACACUGUGAAGACCGAGACACCCCAGACAGCUUUGUCCCAUCUUCUUCCCCAGAGAGUGUCGUUGGCAUGGAAAUCAGUCGCUAUCCUGAUCUCUCAUUGGUCAAGGAGGAACCUCCUUCUCCAGCCCUGUCUCCAGUCAUUCCAAUGUUUCCUGUCUUUAGGGGCAAAGGCUCAGAGGUCAGGUUCCGAGAGGUCAAGACAGAGCCUUCAUCUGUGUUCUUCGGCUCUCCAUUUGGACCGGUGCAAAAUGGUUCCAACACUGGGCUGGUGUCCAUCGCCAUCACACUGAAGCCAGCUGCUGCUGAGAACAUCACUGACGUCGUGGCAGCCAUUGCUGACCUGAUCCGUGUGAAGAUCCCCAGCAGCUAUGAGGUCAGCAGUGGCCCGGGCUCUAUGGGGGCCAUCAAGACCUCCGUGGAUGCCCAACGUCUAGCCUCUGCACUUCACGAGCCGAAUGGACCACGGGCCACACGGCAACCGCCUUACCACCUGCAGUUACAGCACAACCAUAACAAAGGUGGCAGAGAGCAGUAUAAGAAGGGACGGGGCAGCCCAGGACAGAGGCAACAAUGGUGUCAACAAUGUAAAGUGGUGGUCCUGGGCAAUGGCGUGAGGAAAAUGACCAAAGAUGGGCAGGGCAAAGCACAGGAGUCCCAGUUAUGUUCUGAUGGGGGUUUGGUGUUCUGCAGUCAUAGCUGUCUCAUUCUGCACUCAUCAUCCACUCAGUCCAAUGGGAACACUGACACCAAGACAUCUGUUGCUCUACUUUCUGAAAGUGCUUUGAAACAGAGUCCUUCUAAAGUCCAGCACCAGUAUAGCAACAACAUGUCCUCUCUGGAUGUCCACUGCCUGGCCCAACUCCAACACAAGCCGUCCCCUCCCUCUCCGAACCUUCACGCGGCUUAUAACCCAGCUGGUCAAGCGAUCAAGACAGAAUCCAAACCUGAAAGCAUAUCGGAGAGCCAUCUUAAAGUGACGGUUAAGCUGAAACCGCGUUCAGAGGGCCACUUGGAAGACAAGCCGUGGCAUCAUGGCAAACGGUGGAAAGGCCUGCGCUGGCGAAAAUGGACAAUACACAUUGCAGUACCGAAAGUUGCCACCCAAGAGUCGGAAGUCGAGGAGUACUUGCAGCAGCUCAACUCAUCUCUGCGGCCAUGCUCAACCACCCGUGACUGGCGCCGCUGCUGUUUUUGCCAACAGAUUGGCGAUGGGAUGACGGAUGGCCCCGCCAGGCUGCUCAACUUGGACUUGGACACCUGGGUGCACCUCAACUGUGCCCUUUGGUCCUCUGAAGUGUAUGAGACUCAAGCCGGCGCCCUGAUCAAUGUGGAGCUGGCGCGUCAGCGUGGUCAAACGGUGGUUUGUGCGUUUUGCCAGCGCUUAGGCGCCACUAGUGGCUGCCAUCGGUUGCGUUGCCUCAACAUCUACCACUUCACCUGCGCCCUGCAGGCUGGCUGUACGUUUUUUAAGGAUAAGACGAUGCUGUGCCACCAGCACCGGCCACGGGGAGCCGGUGCUGCAGCCGGCUUGCACUUAGAACAUCAGCUGCGCUGCUUCUCUGUGUUCCGCCGCGUCUUCGUACAGCGCGAUGAGCUGCGACAGUUAGCGUCGGCCGUGCAGCAGCCGGAGCGCGGACAUACUUUCCGUGUGGGGAGUUUGCUUUUCCAUGCGAUGGGUCAGCUGCCACCUGCCCUGCUGCCCACCUUCCACUCGUCUACGGCCAUCUAUCCACCAGGCUAUGAGGCAAGCCGUCUCUACUGGAGCAUGCGGCACGGUCAGAAGCGCUGCCGGUACGUCUGCUCGGUUGAAGAGCAUGAGGGGCGUCCCGAAUUCAGCAUCCGUGUGAUCGAGCAGGGCUAUGAGGAUCUGGUGCUAACAGACACCACUGCUAAAGGAGUCUGGGACAAGGUUCUUGGGCCCGUGGCUGAGAGGAGGGCUGAGACGGGCAUGCUGAGACUCUUCCCUGUCUAUCUGAAGGGAGAGGACCUGUUUGGGCUUACCAUCUCAGCAGUUACCCGCAUCGCCGAAUCGCUGCCGGGUGUUGAGGCGUGCUCAAGGUAUCGGUUCCGCUAUGGCCGUAAUCCCAUGUUGGUGCUUCCAUUGUCGAUCAAUCCAUCGGGCAGCGCUCGUUCUGAGUUGCAGACGUUCCCCCAUCAUGAGAGGUUAAAGAUCCUCUCGGUGUGGGACAGAACAUCUCGCUGCAUUCAGAACUCCUCCAUGCCAGAGAGUGGAUCAUCUCACAGCAAACACUUUGUGCACUCUAAGUCAUCUCAGUACCGCCGGCUGACCAGCGACUGGAAGACUAAUGUGUAUCUGGCACACUCCCUCAUCCAGGGUCUUGGGCUGUUUGCAGCACGUGACAUUGAGAAGCAGACCAUGGUGAUUGAAUACAUGGGGGAUAUUCUGCGCUCUGAAGUGGCCAUGAGGAAAGAGCUGCUGUACAAGGCUAAGAACCGCCCAGCGUACAUGUUCCGCAUCAGCAGUGACCGAGUUAUAGACGCAACCAACUCUGGAAGCCCUGCAAGAUACAUCAAUCAUUCAUGCUCUCCAAAUUGUGUGGCUGAGGUUGUCGCGUUUGAGCGGGGCUACAAGAUUAUCAUCAGUGCCGCCCGCAGGAUUGAGAGGGGAGAAGAGCUCUGCUACGAUUACAAGCUCACCCCGGUUGACGAUCAGAGCAAGAUCCCAUGUCACUGUGGAGCCGCCAACUGCCGCAAGUGGAUAAACUGAACAACUCUGAGGUGCCAAUUUACCAGAGGAGACAGCCAAUCCUGGAAGUUGUUUUAGCGGGCGAUCAUUUCUUAAAACGUGCAAAACUAAGAGGAAAACACAGCGCUGAAAUACAGCAUUGUGUGAGAGCCAUUCGUAUCAUUUUCUUGACUUGAAAGGAAAAGGUUCCGUUAUGUGCAUGUGCCAUGAGUGUGUGCGUGUGCGUGCGCGUGUGUGAGUGUUUGUUUGCCAGUUCGAAUGCGUGUGCGUCACACAGGGCAGAUUUCACCAGCGAAUGAGGACGGAGAAUGAGCGAGAGCACUGUGCCGGGUAUGCCUUAUAGGUCGAUGGAGGGGGCAGGCCCAUCUGUAUGACGUGAUCUGUACCGUAGAAAUCAAUGUAGAACAUCACUGAAUGGAGAAUGUACGGAAUUGACUUCCGCAAAGGGAAAAACAUGUUGCACUAAAAAAAAAGAAAAGGAAAAAAAAAAAAAAAAGAAAUAGAAAAUGAACUCACGAAAAAAAUACUUGAUUCCAUGAGUCAGUUUUAUCCUAGAUAUCUCUCAUUGUUUAGUGUAAGAAAAUAAAGGUGUUUUGUAUUUAUUACUGUGUGAGUGAAUGAAUGGGGCCUAUUUUUAAAAGCGGUUUUAUGCCGAUAAAAAGGAUGCCCGACUGCGAUUCUUGCACGCAGUUUGAGAUUCUGUUACAUCUGUAAAUACCGUGUAAAUAUAGAGAAAUAUCAGAAUGAUUGACCAAAUACGACCUUAUUCACUACCUUAUUCAUAUCGAUAUUCACAUAUUUUAGAUGUGCUUGUUCUGUUUUUCUUUUCUUUUCUCCUUUAUUUUCCUUUCCGGAAUUAUUUAACAAAGACACAUCACGAUACCACGUGUACACGUGUAAUUACGAAACUGUACAGAAUUACAAAGGUGAUUUCACAAGAAAAGUAUUUUCUCUGUGCUUAGGAUGUGGUAUUUGUAGUGACUUUGUGGUUUAUUCAUUAUUGCUGACCAUUUCGUUGGUUUCCAUUUCAUUUUAUUCCAUUUUAUGUUACGGAUAGCGGCGACACGGAAUUGGAAACGAGAGACGUUCUAGUAAAUCAGGGUGGGAUUGUUGAUGUAGGGAUAACUGUGAAAUGAAACUCUUUAAACCUCACAAACCGAUUAUGAGGUCACAAGCGUAACCUGUACAGGCACAAGUAGAUCAUGCUCACUUUUUAUACAUAAAGGCUGUCGUAUGGAUUUUAUAAACACGCAGCGUUGCCGUCGGACGCUUUGUGUGUAAUCGGUGGGAGGGAAGGGUCAGCGUAAAUCUCUGAAAAAUGUGUACAUACGAGAAACAUAUGCUUGUAUUAGUUUUAUUGAUUGAAGUGAAGCAUCUGUUAAGAGAGCGCUAUUCAUUUUGUAGCCAAAAACUGUUUUUCCACACUUUCACAUGCCUUGUUAUUUCAAUUUGGGAGUUUCUGUGUGCACAA